CGCUGUUUUAGUGAGUUGACUCGAAAUGCUACGUUUGUUUAUCCAAUUUCUUUGUACUUUUUGAUCUGAACAAUUCCAUUAUUAAAAUCGCAGCAUAGCGAGUUUAUAUCAUAGGUGUUCGAAUAUUACAUUUUAAAGUAUUUCGAGUCUUUUCCCUGUAGACUUUGGAUUUGGAAUGAAUAAAAGCUCGUACUGUGAUGUGACGUAGGUAGCUAUUUCCGAAUUGACAUUUGAUCAAAGCCGAAUUCAACCGAAAACGAGAAUAACCCAAGCCAAGCUCGGUAGGUCAAACAAAAAACGAGGGAACCGACGAAAACCAAAAUUUUCUGAUCGGCAUGCAUUCUAAAAACCAAUGGUGAAAUUAUUACUAAGUGAAUGAGGGUAUAUCCACAACCCAAAUGGAUUUGAAGAACGUGAAAUGCUUAGCUUGUCUAUCCCCGGUUGCUGGUAAGGUGUACCAUUCCCUUAGCAGCUCCUUUCCAGGAUUUUUCGGUACAGAAACGACAGUGCUUGGCAUUUUGCAAAUUGUGUCGAACAAAAUAAUAAAAAUCGAAGACCAUGACUGGCCAACUAAAAUUUGCACUGCUUGUUUAAAAGGAUUAAAAGAUGCAUAUAAGUUUGUCCACCAAUUGAACACCUCUUUUGGACAUUUGAAGAGUAGCAGUAAAUCAAAAGCGAGGUUAGACAAGUUAGAAAGAGUUUCUUUAGGCUUUGAGCAUGAACCACAAAUUGAAAUUGAAGAAUAUGAUGCAACUAAAACUGAAGAGAAAGAUCCCCUUUCUACUAAAAGUUAUGAUAGGAAAUCCAAACCAGCUUUUCCAAACCGAAUUAUCCGUGAUCCCAGCAAAUAUGCAUUAAAAAUUGAGCCUCAGACUAGUGAUCUAUUAAUUCCACUAUAUUGUGAACCAGUAAGUCCACCUGAAAUUAAAAAAAAUCCAUUGAGGCAAAGCUCAAGGCAAAGAAAACCUACUAGAAAAGCUAAAACAACCACUUUGAAAAGAACGGCCAAUAAACGUAAAGCUAAUGUCCUUGUUAAAGGAAACAAGGAACAAAAAGCCAAAAAAACUAAGCUGAAUGUACCAGUUGAAGGUACGGAACCAAUUGCAUCAGAACAUAAUUACACUAGGUUCCCAAAUUGCCCACCAGAGGCUUUUGAAUUGGAAGAUGAUGAAGACGUAUCAGUACCAAAUACUCCAGAAAAAUACAAAGACAUUACCAGACCAGACAUACCAGAAAUUGAACAAGUAACUAUCAAGUCAGAAUUUUCCGAUGAAUUUCCAUCAGACAUCUUUGCUGAGAAAAACUCAAUUAGUAAAAUACUAGCAAACACUGAUGAAUCUGUGUCAUCAGAUCAGAAUGAACCCACAGUAUCAACAUCAAUGAAAUCUGGGUCAUCAAAGCAGAAGAAACGUACAGUAUCAAUGAGAUCAUCACUACUUGAAUCUGUAUCAUCAAAGCCAAGUAAACCCAUAAUAUUACAACCAGUUGAAUCUGUCACAUCUAAGCAGAAUGAACCCACAGUAUCAACUUCAAUUAAAUCUGGGUCAUCAAAGCAGAAGAAACGUACAGUAUCAAUGAGAUCAACACUAGUGUCAUCAAAGCCAAGUGAACCCAUAAUAUCACCACCAGUUGAAUCUAUGCCAUCAAUGCAGAGUAGACUCAUUGUAUCUUUAGUAAGAUAUGUGCCACCAGAGCAGCAUGAACCCACAGUAUCAACAUCAAUUAAAUCUGGGUCAUCAAAACGGAAUAAACCCACAAUAUCACCGCCAGUUGAAUCAGUGUCAUCAAAGCAGAAUGAACCCACAGUAUCAACAUCAAUUAAAUCUAGGUCAUCAAAGAAGAAUAAACGUACAGUAUCAAUGAUAUCAUCACUAGUUGAACCUGUAUCAUUAAAGCCAAGUGAACCCAUAAUAUCACCACCAGUUGAAUCUGUCUCAUCUAAGCAGAAUGAACCCACAGUAUCAACAUCAAUCAAAUCUGGGUCAUCAAAGAAGAAUAAACGUACCGUAUCAAUGAUAUCAUCACUAGUUGAACCUGUAUCAUCAAAGCCAAAUGAACCCAUAAUAUCACUACCAGUUGAAUCUGUGUCAUCUAAGCAGAAUGAACCCAAAGUAUCACUACCAAUCACAUCUGUCUCAUCAAAGCAGAAUAAACGUACAGUAUCAACGAUAUCAUCACUAGUUGAACCUGUGUCAUCAAAGCCAAAUGAACCCAUAAUAUCACCACCAGUUGAAUCUGUGCCAUCAAAGCAGAAUAAAUCUUUAGUGAAAUCUGUGUCAUCAAAACAGAGUAAACCUACAGUUUCAACACCAAUUAGAUCUGUGUCAUCAAAGCAGCAUAAACCCACAGUAUCAUCAAUCAAAUCUGUGUCAUUAAUGCAGAAUGAACCCAUAAUAUCACCAAUAGCUAAAUCUGUGUCAGCAAAGCAAAAUAAACCAGUAUCAUCACCAGUUAAAGUUUUGUCAUCAAAGCAGAUUGAAUCCAUAGUAUCCUCAGUAGUUAAAUCUGUGUCAUCAAAGCAGAAUAACUCUCCAGUUUCGUCACCAAUUAAAUCUGUGUCAUCAAAGCAGAAUAAACCUCGAUUAUCAAUACUAUCUUCACCUAUGUUAUUAAGUCAAAAUGAACCCAUAGUAUCCUCACCAGAUAAAUCAGUGACAUCAAAGCAAAAUGAAUCCACAGUUUCAGCACCAUUUAAAUCUGUAUCAUCAGAGCAGAAUAAACUUACAGAACCAGUUAAAUUAUUGUCAUUAAAGCAGAAUGAAUCCACAGUAUCACCAUCUGUGUCAUCAGAGCAGAAUCAAUCUCUAGAUUCCUCCCGAAAACCUGCUGGUAUUAUAAUGAUGUCUAUAGAUGAUGUUCUUAAAACUAAAAGGAGAAAGAAAAAACAAGGGACCACUCCAGCCGAGACACCAGACAAGACUCCAGCCGAAAAAAAAGUAAACCAAUAUCGAUCAAAAAAAGUGAUAGAUCCAGCUGAUGCUCAUAAAUGUGAUUUUUGUCCCAAAGAGUUUGCCACUACUAAAGGAGUCACAUUACACCUUAAAUAUGCUCACUAUGAGGAAUAUUUGGCGACCAAAUUGAAGUGUUUAGAAUGCGAUCAGAUAUUUCAAACAAAAUCUGCAUUGACUUAUCAUAAAAAUAAGUUCCAUCCAGUUGACCCUGAAUCCAAAAAAUGUGAGCUGUGCGACAAAACUUUUUCUACUCACUAUGGUCUGAACGAGCACCGAAACUACGUUCAUAGUGGCGUAGCUGAUAAAUUUAUGUGCAAUGAAUGUGGGAAAUUCUUCAAAUAUGUCGGCUCAUUACAGUACCAUCUAGCUUCUGUUCAUAAACAAGGCGAAAGAAACCAUUUGUGUAAAUAUUGUGGCUACAAAGCCAUUACAACAGCAAUGCUAAAUAAUCAUGAACUCAUUCAUAGUGAAGAUAGGCCUUAUCAAUGUAAACUAUGCCCGAAUACUUAUAAGAGAUCAAAUGAAUUAUUAUAUCACAACAUGAAAAUACAUGAACGGAAAUCCUUACAUAGUUGUAAGUUUUGCGGCAAGGGAUUCAUAAAAGCCUACAAUAUGAAAAUACAUUGGAUGCAACACGAAGGCAGUCACAAAUGCGCCAUAUGUCCAAAGGCAUUCAAGGAUGAGGAUAUUCUUAAUUUCCAUUACAAAUAUAGUCAUCGGGAUGUAGAUAUUGAAAUGGAAUUGGCAAACAGAGAUGCUUCGACUCUAAACCUUGGAUCUGAAAAUAAUCAAGAAGAAGAAGUCUAUGAAUGUGAAGAAUGGGUGGUUGAUCCAAAUGAUUAUGAUGAAGAUGAGAAUUUAAUGGAUGAAGAUGAGAAUUUGAUAGAUGAAGAUGAAAAUUUAAUGGAUGACGAUGAGAAUUUGAUGGAUGAGGAUGAGAAGUUAAUGGAUGAAGAUGAGAAUUCAAUGGCCGAAGAUGAGAAUUUAAUGGAUGAAGAAACUCUUUUUGAUACUGAAUUAUUUCAAUAG
Molecule: messenger RNA, 3980 nt
Organism: Ceutorhynchus assimilis (cabbage seed weevil)
Lineage: Eukaryota; Metazoa; Arthropoda; Insecta; Coleoptera; Curculionidae
Source: the annotation of a GenBank genome assembly